AUGGCCGCAGACCGUCUCAGCUCGCUUUUGAGCCACCUUAAGCCCGGCGCCAGCAGCGGACUCAAUGCCAUCACCCAGAAGAACCCCGAUGAUGUGGUCAUCACCCUGUCCUUGCGCACACCUCUGACCAAGGCCCGCAAGGGUGGUUUCAAGGAUACCGAGCUGGACUACAUGGUCUACGCCCUGCUGAAGGAAACUCUGGCCCGAUCCAAGAUCGAUCCCGCCCUCGUCGAGGAUGUCUGUCUGGGCAACGUUGGCGAAGGUAAAGCCGCCUACAUGGUCCGCGCUGCCGCCCUGGCCGCUGGUAUCCCGCACACCGCAGGUGCCUCCUCAGUCAACCGCUUCUGCUCUUCCGGCCUGAAGGCUGUGCAAGACAUCGCCAACCAAAUCUCCCUUGGUGCUAUUGAUGUCGGAAUCGCUCUUGGUGCGGAGCUGAUGUCUGCCGCUGGCGACCGUCUGGAGAAGCCCUUCAAUGAGGAGGUCCUGAGCAACCAGGAGGCUGCGGACUGCAUGCAGCCCAUGGGCCAGACCUCUGAGAACGUCGGCAAUGACUUUGGAAUCUCGCGUGAGCAGCAAGAUCGUUACGCGGCAGAGUCUUUCCGUCGUGCCGAGACUGCGCAGAAGUCAGGCUGGUUCGAUGAUGAGAUUGCUCCCAUCUCGGUUAAGGUUAAGGAUCCUAAGACUGGCGAGGUUCACCAAGUUACUCUGAACAAGGAUGACGGUGUUCGUUACGGAACUACUUAUGAGUCGCUGGCCAAGAUCCGCCCUGCUUUCCCUGAAUUUGGUGAUAAGUCGACUGGUGGUAACUCGAGCCAGGUUACUGAUGGCGCUGCUUCCGUCCUCCUCAUGCGCCGCUCCAAGGCUAUCGAGCUGAAUCAGCCUAUCCUGGCCAAGUUCUGCGGUGCCACCGUUGCCGGUGUCCCGCCCCGUGUCAUGGGCAUUGGUCCCACCGCCGCUAUCCCCAAGCUGCUGACCAAGUUCCAACUUGAUAAGAACGAUGUUGACAUCUUUGAGAUUAAUGAGGCAUUUGCCUCCAUGGCGGUUUACUGUGUUAACACCCUUGGUCUGGACCAUGCCAAGGUGAACCCGCGUGGUGGCGCUAUUGCUAUUGGCCACCCACUGGGUGCUACCGGUGCUCGCCAGAUUGCCACUGUUCUGAGUGAGGCCCGCCGGACUAAGAAGAAGGUUCUUGUUACGAGCAUGUGUAUUGGUACCGGCCAAGGAAUGGCUGGUCUGUUUGUUAAUGAGCAACUGUAA
Molecule: messenger RNA, 1257 nt
Organism: Penicillium waksmanii
Lineage: Eukaryota; Fungi; Ascomycota; Eurotiomycetes; Eurotiales; Aspergillaceae
Gene: kat1
Product: putative 3-ketoacyl-CoA ketothiolase (Kat1)
Exons: 4
Coding region: 1-1257 (418 amino acids)
Biological process (GO): phenylacetate catabolic process; fatty acid beta-oxidation
Cellular component (GO): peroxisome
Molecular function (GO): acetyl-CoA C-acyltransferase activity
Source: RefSeq, a predicted model, not a curated record